This is a messenger RNA of Coprinopsis cinerea okayama7#130, 822 nucleotides long. RefSeq lists its product as hypothetical. The record is from RefSeq and is a predicted model, not a curated record. Bases 1 to 822 code for a protein of 273 amino acids. The transcript has 3 exons. NCBI's taxonomy places the organism in Eukaryota, Fungi, Basidiomycota, Agaricomycetes, Agaricales, Psathyrellaceae.
AUGACCAAUAUACCGAAGACAAGUCAUACACGCGAAGAUUUUACUACGGAGGAGGAUGAGGCUGCGCAGAUUCUGUUUGUCCGGAAGGUUACACCGGCCAUACAAUGGCUUUGCACGCCAUUGAUACACGGUCGAGUCAAGCGUCCACCCAAGCUUGACUUCCCUUGCCAUCCUCAACCCAAGCUUGACUACCCGCUUCACACUCGACCCAAGCUUGGGUUGGCGUUCGAACGCCCACCCAAGCUUGACUUCCCUUGCCAUCCUCAACCCAAGCUUGACUACCCGCUUCACACUCGACCCAAGCUUGGGUUGGCGUUCGAACGUCCACCCAAGCUUGACUUCCCUUGCCAUCCUCAACCCAAGCUUGACUACCCGCUUCACACUCGACCCAAGCUUGGGUUGGCGUUCGAACGCCCACCCAAGCUUGACUUCCCUUGCCAUCCUCAACCCAAGCUUGACUACCCGCUUCACACUCGACCCAAGCUUGGGUCGAUGUUCGAACAUAGACCCAAGCUUGACUUCAUUUGUCAUCUUCAACCCAAGCUUGACUACCCGCUUCACACUCGACCCAAGCUUGGGUUGGCGUUCGAACGUCCACCCAAGCUUGACUUCCCUUGCCAUCCUCAACCCAAGCUUGACUACCCGCUUCAUACUCGACCCAAGCUUGGGUCUAUGUUCAACAUAGACCCAAGCUUGACUUCAUUUGUCACCUUCAACCCAAGCUUGGGUCGUGGUUCAAAUGUUGACCCAAGCUUGACUACCCGCUUCUUACUCGACCCAAGCUUGGGCCGGCGGUCGAACAUUGACCCAAGCUUGGGUUGA